Cynoglossus semilaevis (tongue sole) is the source of this 658-nucleotide messenger RNA. RefSeq names its product huntingtin-interacting protein 1-like. NCBI's taxonomy places the organism in Eukaryota, Metazoa, Chordata, Actinopteri, Pleuronectiformes, Cynoglossidae. Bases 211 to 591 code for a protein of 126 amino acids. The record is from RefSeq and is a predicted model, not a curated record. The transcript has 3 exons.
UUCAAAAUGCAACAAUAAUUCACUUUGUUUUACACUUAAAUAUAAUUGGCGUAACUAUAAUUUGUAGUAGUAUUUCUAGCUUUCCAUAAGCAUCCUUGCAUUUUCUUUUUAUUUCCAUCUGUCUUUCAGGCUCCUGUAGAGACAAAGUUCGACAACUUGUUUGGAACCUCGGCUGCUGCAGAUCCGUUCAACUUCAACAAUCAGAACGGCAUGCGUAACGAUGACAAAGACCGACUGAUUGAACAGUUGACCAAGGAAAUCCAGUCCUUAAAAGAAGAGCUUGACUCCUUCAGACUAGAGAGUGGCCGUUUGUGUCAGGUGCUCCGGGGGCGUGUUAAUGAGCUCGAAGCGGAACUUGCUGAGCAGAGCCACCUGAGGCUGCAGGCUAUGGGGGAGAGCGAGUUCCUGAAGGCAGAGCUGGACGACCUGAGGAGGGUCAGGGAGGACACGGAAAAAGAGCAGAGGAGCCUGACGGAGAUCGAGAGUAAAUCGUUUUUCAUUGUUUUUCAACGACUUUCUACUGACUAUAAGUCGCUCAGGAAUACAGGUCGCUCCAUCCAAAGUAACACCAGUGCCCUAUGGUGGCCGUGAGUGUGAAAACAACCAAGAUGUAAAUUUUCAGUGGAACAGGAGCGGUAGGUACUGGUAUACAAGCAUA